UAAACAGUGGGGGAGAUUUGAAAAAUGCUAGACAAAAAUAAUUAGGGUACAACAGGGCUAAAGGCACCCCUUAAGGAAACUUUGCUAUUUUUCUGGUCACAAAAUGUGUCAAGGUAAAAAAAAAAAAAAAAGAAUUUUUUAUUUAUUGAAUAUUGAUGGACCAACAUAAUUUGUGUAAAAAGAAAUAAUAACGGAAGGUUGUUUCGAUUAAAAUUCAGUUUUAAAAAUGGUGGUGAGGGAGCCUUUUAGCCCACACUUGGGGUAAAAGGACCCUAGGGGGUUUAUGUGAUAUUGUGUAGAUACCGGUGCAGUAGUUAUAGGGCACAAUGUCAAGUAAUGCAAAUAAUUUUGAGACAUCAAGAUGCUUUUUUGAUUAACAAUUUAAGGUUCUCACUCAAAAUAACUACAGAAAAGUCAACCAUUUCCUGUUAAUUUCAAACACAUUUGGCAUUUUAUUACAUCUCAAGUAUCCUAUAAACAAACUAAUCUCUAUUAUGAUUGGAUGAGUCACUGUGCACUCACUUUAAAAAAAAUUCCAUAACAAAUCUAUUUACCCCACUUAAGAAAAACAAUGUGUUUAAUAGGGGCCUUUAGCCCUGUUGUACCCUACUAACCAUCCUAAACCGUUCGUAAACAAAUGACGUCACGUGGCGUCAUCAAAAUGUGACGGAUCUUUACGUGAGCAGCAUUUGCCAUUCAUCCACUGUAUGGCAUGGGUCACGUGUGUGAAUCGGAAAGUAGCUGUUUUAAAUGUCUUACUCUACUUUGCAAAACGAGAAAUUCGUCUUUCGCUGAAAAACUUGCAUCGAAAAGAAUCCGCGAGCAUUAAAAUCCUGCGAGCGCAGUGGACAGUACUGAAUGUCAGGAGAAAUACUGCGCAAGCUAAAGACACUUUCUCACGCUUAAACUUCUCCAGACAUUGGCAGCUAUUAAUACAGCAGGCCUGUGCAGAAUCAAACGCCAUGGAGACUAAACAGGCCACAGACAGCUGUGAUACAGACGUCACUGUAAGAACAAACAGCGGUAAACGUAAAAACGACGAGACAGACGAGGCAGCAGGAAGACAAGACAGCGGUAAGAAGCGAAAGAGGGGAGGUAAACAGCCGCGUCCCGGAGAACGGUACGUUCCCCCUCCACAGAAACGUAAUCCAGGUGUGAGUUUCAGCCAAGAACAUUUUGCAGAAACCUCGUAUUAUUUUGAAGGCGGACUUCGCAAAGUGCAUCCUUAUUAUUUUGAUUUUAAGACUUACUGUAAAGGACGCUGGAUCGGUAAAACUCUACUUGAUGUUUUCAAGAGUGAAUUUCGAUCUGAGUCUAUGGACUAUUACAAUAAAGCAGUCAAGGAGGGGCGCAUAAAAUUGAAUGAAAUACCAGUGGAUGACCUAAACUUAACACUUAAGAACAAUGAUUAUUUGAGGAACACAGUGCAUCGCCAUGAGCCCCCCGUCAGUGGACAGCCCUUGGAGAUUUUGGUAGACGAUGGUAAAGUGGUGGUGGUAGAUAAGCCUGCUUCACUACCGGUACAUCCCUGUGGACGCUACCGCCACAAUACGGUCAUCUUCAUUUUGGGCAAAGAGAAAGGCCUUAGUGGUCUCCACACAGUACAUCGACUGGAUCGCCUCACUUCAGGUGUGCUGCUGUUUGCACGUACACAGGAGGUCUCCAAAAAACUGGACGCAAUGGUUCGCGAGAGACAGUUAGAGAAAGAGUAUGUCUGUAGAGUGGACGGAGAGUUUCCUGAGGGUGAGGUGGUGUGUGAGGAACCCAUACUGGUAGUGUCCUUCAAGGUGGGCCUUUGCAGGGUUGAUCCCAAAGGCAAAGAAUGCCGCACAGUCUUCCAGAGGCUGAGCUAUAAUGGACGCUCCAGUGUAGUGCGCUGCCUGCCGCUUACAGGCCGUACUCACCAGAUCAGAGUUCAUCUUCAGUUCCUUGGCUUCCCAAUCCUCAAUGAUCCCAUCUAUGGGUCUUCUGCAUGGGGCCCGAACAGGGCCAAAGGAGGGUUGGUGGGUAUGAGCAAUGAGGAGAUUCUAGAAGCGCUUAUUGAAGAGCAUCGUUCAAAGGAGAGUUUGCACUUGUUGGAUUUACCUGAUGAAGAGAUCUCAGGAAAGCAAAGAACAAAGAUGGAGUGUAGUGAUGGUGCUCAACCUAAUGACCAAUCGAAAACUGUACUUGAGUCAAGCAGUGUUGCGUGUGAUGACGCUACUUGUAAAAUGCCACUGCUUGAAGGAAAGACUGAAGACAGCCAAGAACAAUGUAACACUAGAUGGACAGGUGAAACUGAGGUGGAGAUGAAUGGUGCACAGAAAGAGAAGGUCUCUAACUCCGAUGAAUCCUCUAAAACUGUGAAAUCAACUACUUUUGUUAGAGAUCAUUUAUGUGGUGAGUGUAAAAUUGUGAGGCCUGACCCAACAGAGAAGGAUUUGAUUAUGUAUCUACAUGCGUUGCGCUACAAAGGACCUGACUUUGAAUAUUCAACCAAACUGCCUGGCUGGGCCAAAGAAGACUGGGUUCAGGAUUAAAAAAAGAAUUGCAUGGAUCUAUUAAAAAUUUCUUACCUGAUAUCACAGUACAAGAAUGUGGUUUUAAAAAAGUACCCUUCUAUACUGAAUGUAUUCAGUGUGAAUUGAAAGUUUCUUCAUUUUAUUUAAUUUUCUUAGAUUUUGCUGAUAUAGUUUGAAUUAUUCAGUACUGUGGUGCAAUUGUCAUUUAUUUUACCUCACUUUUGAAAAUGACAGUCUCAUCUGACAUGAACAUAUGUCAAUACAAUUUGACUUAUUUGUGGGAAUAAAUGCAAAGUCUAAUAAUUUUCUUUAUUUUUCAUCUAAAAGCAACAGUAGGUGUGAGUAAUUUGAAUGGAAAUGAGUUUAACUAUUGUGAGCUGCAAACCACCCACAAUAGUCACAGAGUGUAGUCAAACCACCAUUAAAUUAAAUGUUUAUUAAACUUCUUCAUAAUAGUUUAUCUUCAGACAUUUCAGACACAACUUAAAAUCUGACUUUACGCACAGGCUUUUAACAACAGGAUUUCCACACCAGCAGGUUUUAUAAUACAGCUACAUAAUUUCAUCAAAAUAAUUGGCACGAAUCAUUCUUUUAAAAUGUUGGCACCUUGUAUUUUUAAGAUGUUUUGACAAUGUCAAGAACACAUUGAAAUGAAAUCAAACUGAAUAUCUAAAAGAUGAACUGCUGUAGUUAUGGAGGGUUUGCUCUGCAGAGCAAAACCGAACACCCUCCGUAACUCUGUAACUAUCUUUUAAAAUGAUCUGGUGAAAAUAACCUCUGCUAACAUUCAAAUUUAUAAAGGAUUAACAUGUUUGUGCACAUCACAAAACACCACUUGAUACAUUGCUAAUCUUUCAAAUACACAUUAAACAGAGAGAUAUCUCUCACAGUCUUGUAUAGGGCUCAAUUGUAGUGAAUUAGAAAUCUGUUUGGGACAUUAGUGAAAAAUAUCCCUAGACUGAAGCAUUCAGACUUGAGAACAAUUUAUUGUUGUAAUUGGCUGUUAUCGUUCUUUGCCUUUUUUUUUUUUUUUUUCAAAUUUUUUUUUAAGAGGUACCUUUAUGGGUCUGGUACUCAGGGGUGUAAAAAAGUAUUCGAAAAUUAUACUUAAGUGAAAGUAUGGAUACUGAGUGAAAAUUGUACUCAAAAGUCUAAGUAUCUGGCCUGAAACAUACUUGAGUGAAAAUAAAAAAGUACCACAUUAAAUUGUACUUAAGUAUUCAAAAGUUAAAGUAACAUAGCAAGAAUGACAAAAGAUUUGAUGGUGAAUUUUUUAAAAUGUCCUUGGUGAGUGGGAGACAAAGGAGACAUUUCAUCUUGUAUGAAUCCUUAACUCCACUAAAGGAAAAUAAUUCACGAAGGUAGGACCUAGGGCUGGGUAUUGAUCAGGCCCUGUUCUAUGGGGGUGCUUGAGGGUGCUAAGUAACGUUAGAGGGCAAAUUUAUCCUGAAUGUUUUUUUUGUUUUGGUUUUUUUGGGAUCCAACACAACUCCACAAGCGUUUAACAUGUUCAGGGUUGCCAGAUAAUAGAUGUGAUCCCCCCAAUGUUAUACUUAUUAUGUGCAAACUGGCAACCAUGCAUUAGAGUGUGCCCUCUCUCCUUGAAACCCCACCCCCAGAAAAAACGGUAACUAUUGGUAGUGCGAUAUUCUGCUCAACGAAAAUGCACAGAUAAAGCAAUAAAUGUUUGUAUAUUUAAAAAUGUUUUCUUUACAUCAAUUUAGUAUCAUUUAAACAAUUUAAUCUUUAGAAAAAUGUGUAAUAUGAAAUGUCUCCAUUUUAUACAGAGCACCCCCACUAUUUUCAGAAGCACUCUCAUUGAUUUUGAUCUGGAACCGGGACUGGUAUUGAUACAGAUUUCCCAAUUUGAUUCCGAUUCACAAGCAUUCGAUUCGAUUUUGACUCUAUUGAUUCAUAUGGGUAUAUUUCAGUUAUAAUGUCCCUUUUGCUUACAUAUUAAAUAAAUUCUCUCUCAGCUAAUGCUCUGAAUUAUACAAAGGACCUUAUCUAAGUACAUUAAAAAAAUAUUUUUUUUCUACUUAUAUUUUAUUCGUUUUUCAUCAUUUGUCACUUUUUAGCUUCUUAAAACUGAACAAAUCAAUGUAUUUAAUCAAUAAAUAUGA
Messenger RNA from Myxocyprinus asiaticus (Chinese sucker), 4624 nucleotides. Its product is annotated as pseudouridylate synthase RPUSD2-like. NCBI's taxonomy places the organism in Eukaryota, Metazoa, Chordata, Actinopteri, Cypriniformes, Catostomidae. The record is from RefSeq and is a predicted model, not a curated record. Gene Ontology annotation, molecular function: pseudouridine synthase activity; RNA binding. The coding region runs from base 708 to 2519 and encodes 603 amino acids. Gene Ontology annotation, biological process: pseudouridine synthesis. The transcript is spliced from 3 exons.